Juglans microcarpa x Juglans regia is the source of this 1974-nucleotide messenger RNA. RefSeq lists its product as uncharacterized. The coding region runs from base 249 to 1769 and encodes 506 amino acids. The transcript is spliced from 7 exons. The record is from RefSeq and is a predicted model, not a curated record. Lineage: Eukaryota; Viridiplantae; Streptophyta; Magnoliopsida; Fagales; Juglandaceae.
CACUCUUGACUGAAACGUCUUCACCCACCAUCUGCCUUAAGAUCUCUUUCCUCCCCUGCUAAAUUUGAGAGAGAGAAAGUUCAGAGACUUGAAUAGACUCUGAGAGAGAGAGCGAGAUCUAAUGGAGUACGAGAGGAUACACAAAGUUCAGGUUUUCAUCAACUCAGAAUAUUUACUUGGGCGGGUGAUUGAAUUUUUCCAUUGGGGAAGCUGAGGAGACUGGUAUUAUUUCUCCAAGUAAGCUGAGGAUGAAGCUCAUUGGGUCUCACAAUCAUAAAAAAAAGGAUGGAUCAAAUGGUAACUCUGCGAGAACUUCUCCUUCCAAGCUUGAGGAUUCCGAGUUUGUGAAGAACAGCUUGUUAGCCUCCGAUAGUGGAGACUUUGAUGAAGUUACAUCUUCCAGCUUAGAAGUUCCCUCAUUGAAGUUGUCAAGUGAGGCAGUCUUAAGCCAGACUUCUUGCCCGCAGAAAGAGUCAUUGCAGAAGGAAAAUGGUGACAUGGGUCGCGUUAAAAUGCAGCAGUUUUCAAAAUGUGAAAAUGGUCAUUUAAGCACAAUUCAUCCUAUGAAAGCCAUAGAAGAUGAAAAUCUUGAUUACGAUAGCAAUGCUAGCUCAUCUAGUUUUGAGUUUCACAAGGGGGAGAGAUCAGCACACAAUCCCUUUACAAGAUCGCUGUUCAGACCCAUGCCAUCAAAGUGGAAUGAUGCCGAGAAAUGGAUAAUGAAUAGGCAAAAUGUACAAGCUCAUUAUUCCAAAAAGAAUUGCUCACAAAACCAAACAAAUCGGUUGCCAGUGACAAAUACCGUAAGGGUUGCUUCAGAGUCUGCUAAUUAUGAUCCUAAGUUUGCAGUUAGCAGAACAGCAGAGACAAAGAGAGUUGAUUUCUGUCAACCUGCGUCGCAUGUGGGGCCUGAGAAGUUCUCUUUUGUUCCCACUGGUACUCACCCCAUUUUGGAUCAAGUCUAUAGUGAGGACUUGAAGGAAGUUGGUCAUAGGGAUUUAACCUGCACAGAAAGCUCAACAGAAGAAAUGACAGGCACUCCUGCCAUAAGAUCAGUCUCAAUGAGGGACAUGGGAACAGAAAUGACCCCUGGCACAAGUCUAGAGCCUUCAAGGACUGCUACUCCUGUAGGGGCAACAACCCCACUCCGCAGCCCAACUUCCUCAAUUCCAUCUACUCCCCGAAGAGGUGCACCUGCUUCCACACCUGUGGAGAACACCACCGAUGAGGAGUCCCAGAAUCCAACAGGAAAAAGCAAAAAAGAAUUGUCAGAAGAAGAACUGAAGCUCAAGACAAGGAGAGAAAUCGUAGCCCUUGGUGUCCAGCUAGGUAAGAUGAAUAUAGCUGAAUGGGCAAGUAAGGAUGAGCAAAAGAAAAAACCUUGUGCUGAAACAGUUGAUACGGGGGCGCUUGAACGGAUUGAGUAUGAGAAACGUGCAGCUGCGUGGGAGGAAGCUGAAAAGUCUAAACACACGGCAAGAUAUAAGCGUGAGGAAAUCAAAAUCCAGGCAUGGGAAAGUCAGCAGAAGGCAAAACUAGAAGCAGAGAUGCGGAGAAUAGAGUCCCAAGUUGAACAAAUGAGAGCCCAAGCUCAAGCGAAGAUGGUGAAGAAGAUUGCAAUGGCAAGGCAAAGAUCAGAAGAGAAACGAGGUGCAGCUGAAGCCAGAAAAAAUAGCGAGGCAGAAAGAACUGCAGCCCAAGCAGAAUAUAUUCGUCAAACAGGGCAUUUGCCAUCUACAAAUUAUAUCUGUUGUGGUUGGCUGACAUAAACCAGAAACAAAAAAGAGAACGGAAAUCCUUCAUAUAGUAACUUUGCCGAAGUAGCCUCCCCCUUGUAGUCUGUUUCGGAGAGAAUUCUUGACCCAGCAGAGUGUUGUUUUCUCAACAUGAAAUUUACUAAGCAACCCCAGUGUGUAAGUUGUUAUAUGGACUGAAUUUACAAUUUAUGCAUUGAAAAAGUCAUUGAAUUGUUCA